Messenger RNA from Arachis ipaensis, 1265 nucleotides. RefSeq names its product Tic22-like family protein (gene TIC22-IV). Gene Ontology annotation, biological process: protein transport. Lineage: Eukaryota; Viridiplantae; Streptophyta; Magnoliopsida; Fabales; Fabaceae. The record is from RefSeq and is a predicted model, not a curated record. Gene Ontology annotation, cellular component: chloroplast.
AGAUUAGUUUUGUAUACCAGUAGUGGGUGUGAAAAGUGAAAACUGAAAAUCCGACGUCCAUAGUGAGCGUGAGCAGUAACAACCUCUGUAGUUAUUGUAGCAGUUUGCAAGUUGAAUUUCCCAUUGAGCUGUUGAGUGUUGAAAGCGCGAAUAUGGAAUCGUCAGUGCCUUGCGGACACUCAAACCCACUUCUCUCAUUCUCCAACUUCAUCCAUCAAAACUGCCACCGCCUCGGCGCCGAGCUCGCCACUCGUUUCAACAACACCAAUAAGCGCUUUGCCGGAACCCUAGAUGCGUCAAUCACUCAACCCAAACAUGCCCUCGCCGCCGCCGCUACUCUCAGCUCCCAGCAGGUGGCCAAGUCCCUCGCCGGCACCAAACUCUUCACCGUCAGCAAUUCCAACAAUGAGUUCGUUCUCAUCUCCGAUGCUGAAGGAGCUAAGUCUAUUGGAUUGCUCUGCUUUCGCCAAGAGGACGCUGAAGCCUUUCUUGCUCAGGUUCGAUCACGGAGAAGAGAACUUCGAGGCAAACCUAGGGUUGUUCCCAUAAAUCUGGACCAGGUAUAUAUGCUGAAGGUUGAAGGCAUUGCAUUCCGAUUUUUACCUGAUCCAAUUCAAAUAAAGAAUGCCAUAGAGCUCAAAGCAGGCAAAGGCAACAAGGGAAGUUUUGAUGGAGUCCCUGUUUUUCAGUCAGACCUCUUGGUUGUGAAGAAAAAGAAUAAGCGUUACUGCCCUGUAUAUUUCUCAAAGGAAGAUAUUGAGCAUGAACUAUCCAAGGUUUCCAGGGCAUCUAGAGGAGUUGGAGUUUCUCAGAAUAUAAUGGUUGGUAGCUUGGAAGAUGUACUGAAAAAAAUGGAGAUGAGCGAAAGGAAUUCAGGAUGGGAAGAUUUAAUUUUUAUUCCACCAGGAAAAAGCCAUUCGCAACACAUACAAGAAAUUGAGGCUUGAUUUACAGGUUGCAAAGUUGAGCUAACCAAAGUUUAUAUGGGGUUUUUAUGAGCAAAUUGGAUGUUGUUACAUUCUAGUCAGAUGAUGUUUUCUUAUAGAUUCUCGGUGGAUGCAAGUUACAUGUGAAUUUGAAAGGACAAAACCGCUAACAUCCAUUAAAGAGGUGGAUGGAAUACCAUUUAAGUGUGUUUAAGCAAUAAUGUUUAUAAGUUAAUAACACGAGAGUUGUACAGUACGGUAUUGUUUUGGCAUACUUACAAACAAUGUAUUCCUUGAAUUCUACUUUUAUGAGUUCAUGCAUAUUCUUUAAGAUGGCUA